Monodelphis domestica (gray short-tailed opossum) is the source of this 3777-nucleotide messenger RNA. RefSeq names its product NK2 homeobox 8 (gene NKX2-8). Gene Ontology annotation, cellular component: nucleus. The record is from RefSeq and is a predicted model, not a curated record. Lineage: Eukaryota; Metazoa; Chordata; Mammalia; Didelphimorphia; Didelphidae. Gene Ontology annotation, molecular function: RNA polymerase II cis-regulatory region sequence-specific DNA binding; DNA-binding transcription factor activity, RNA polymerase II-specific. Gene Ontology annotation, biological process: cell differentiation; regulation of transcription by RNA polymerase II.
CAGACUUCUAGGACUGAUGAGGACCAGUCUGAGUCAGAGGAGAAGGAAGCGGGUGUUAGUGGAGGCUGGGGGGAUGGGGAAUAGAAGAGGUGGGCGGGUGGUGGACCAUCGCUUGCCACCCAAGAUGUUAUUCACUGACUAGUGCUGCCAUGGGCACAUCUGGACGUAUUAACUUCACUGUGCGCAGUCUCCUGGAUUUACCCGAACAAGAUGCACAGCACCUGCGGAAGGGGGACUCGGAACCGCCAACCCUUUGCUGCCCCGGCCCUUACUGCGAAUGGAUGGAGAAUGACCGAAGUCACUACCCCUGUGACUUCAGACGAGAGUAGCACAGAGACCAAUCUGUCAGACUCCACACCGCGGCUUCGGCCUCUGACUCCUGCAGAGCUACCUGGUUCGGACUUGGAGAAGAGGAAGAAGCGACGGGUGCUAUUCUCCAAGGCUCAGACUCUGGAACUGGAGCGGCGCUUCCGGCAGCAGCGCUACCUUUCCGCUCCAGAGAGGGAACAGCUGGCUAGACUCUUGAGCCUGACGCCUACUCAGGUCAAAAUCUGGUUCCAGAACCACCGCUACAAGAUGAAGCGUGCCGGGAGUCAUGGGCCUCUGGGUCCUGCCUGUGUCGCGGACCUGCGCCCAACUCCUGGGUUGCUACGGCGGGUGGUAGUCCCGAUACUGGUCUGUGACCGAAAGGCUUGCCAAGGUUGUGAACCUAAUCUGGCAGCAGCUCUGGACAAGCCGAAUUUGGCUCAAGCUACCACUGCCUCGGCUUGCGUCCUUCCAGGCUAUGCUUCUUUCCCCGCCAGUUCCACUGCGGUGUUUAGCCUCUUCCAGGCUAAUCAGCAUUUAGGACACCCGACACUAGUCUAUGGAACUGGUGAGAUCCGACAGCGCAGAGGGGAAGGGGAUAUCUUGGGUCUCUCUCCCUACUUAUUCCCACUUUUCAAAUGAACUUAGAAAUUCGCCCGAGUACCCAGAACCUGCCCUAUAGUCCCGAAACUAUGUUUAAAUUCUAGGGACAUUGGAUGACUGUGGCAGUUCUCUGCCCUCCUAGCACCUGCCCUUUCUGGGACUCCUAAACCCAAGUCUUGGAGAAGGCAAAGAAUAGAUUGUAUCAAUAUUUACCUCUUUUCAUCUCUCUAACUCAGUUAAACGAAUUGUUCAAACCGCAUUGUAUAUUUUUUUAAAGUAGUGAUUUGUAUGGAAAACAACCUAUUUUUUUUUUUAAAGAAAUAGGAUAUUUUUGUAGUAGUACUAAUACAAAUAAAGUAUUUGGAUUCCUUCCCUUCCUGUUUCUGCAGCAGAGCAUCAUAAGGAGGCAAUGCUCCUUCUUGAAGAGCAUACUCUGUUUUUUGUUUUUUUCUUGGUCUUUAAAGACUUGCUCUUUCCCUCCUGUCACUAUUCCAAAAUGAGUGCAAUUGAAAUUCACAUUUAACAUUAAGAAGAUGGUAGUGGGGAUAUGGAGAACAAUGUUUCUAGAAAAGACCUGGAUGUACAAGUUUGUGAGGUUUUGUUCUCCCUAGUUUUGGGAAGCUGUGGUUUUCUAAUAUCACAUUCUGCAUCACAAUCUUGGGCAGUCAUAGUUCUUUGUGAUCAACUAAAUUGAUAUUUUUUAUCAAAAUAUUUCUUUGUCCUAAGUAGUUCCUAAAGAUCAUGUAUUUGAAAAUGAAAGGAAUGUUAGAGGUUGUGUAACCUAAUCACUUUAUUUUACAAAAGAGGAAAAGUUAUCAAAGAUGGGAAGUAAUUUGUUUCUUCACUACUACAUCUGCUUAACAGAUUUAUUUGGAAAGAUUUAAGCUCUAUAACUGGAGUCAGCAAGAAAAAUUAAAACCUGAUUUCUAACUAGCAGUGUGACCCUAAGCAAGUCAUUUAACAGUCUGUUUACCUGAGUUUCCUCAUCUAUAAAAAGGUAAUAAUAAUAGCCAUUAUCUCCCAAAGUUAUUGCAAAUUCAAAACCUUAUGCCUAACUGCAUAAAUACUGAAUGACAACGGUAAUAAUUGGGAAUGGAUGUCUUCUUGUUCAUAAAGACAGUUGACUAUUUCAUAAAAACUGCUUAUGCAACUUGCUUACAGUCCCAUUUUAAAAGGCAUUUUUUUUCCAUUCUGAUAUUUAAAUUGAUUUAUGACCAAGAAAAGUUUUGGAGAAAAGGCCAAAUCCUAGAGAAAUGCCUGGGAGCAAGGGGGUAAAAUAUAAAGGAGAGAGGAGGUUUGUGAAGAAGAGUUUUAGAGAAGGAAUAGCUAAGCAGAGAGUAAGAAUUAGCUCUUGAUUAAAAGAAACACAGUUUACAUUUAGGUGACUAAGAAGAUCUUCUGAUUCCCACCUCUCACAAGAAUGGCCUAGACUUGAGAGCAGAAUUCAAUUUCUGACCAGCCCACUAGAUUGAAAAAAAAAAAAGUUCUUUUCACCAUCUCUGCCAGUCCACUUGUCAAAAGUGGAUCAUAAUAGGAUCAUAGUAUUACAUAUUUGGAGUUGGAAAGGACCUUCCUUAUAAAUAAAUAAAUGAGGAAAACUGAGGCACAGAGUGAUGAAGUAACUUUCUCUUCCUAAUUCCAAGUCCAGCUAUUUAUUACUCUACCUUGAUAUCUCACCAGAUUUGAAAUCCUGGCUCUUGCCAAUUCCAUAAAGAGUAGGAAGCUUGAGCUUUGAUACCCUGAGUGGGGAGAAUAACUAUAUACAUUUCAAGGUUUUGACUUGGGAGCCCCAAGAGGACAGUCCAAGAUGUGAAACUGGGAUGCAAGAUUAGUCUUAACAAAUUCAAGGAGAAAAUAGAUUAUAAGAGUAGUCAUUAGCUUAAAUAAAAUGUAGGGUGGAAACUAGGAAACUUUGGUCCCUAUUCUGAGGAGAAAUCCCCAGGAUUUAUCACCUGGGAUGGGGGUGGCAUGGCUAAAGAAGGGAAGGAAAGUGAGGGAGAUGAGGAGGUGGGAAGAUAUUAGAAUAUUUGGGUCUCAGCUGCUGGCCACCUUGUCUUCCAUAUGGAUAGGGUAAUCUUGGAAGAAUCUAGAUCCUUAAACCUCUUUUUGUCUUGGGAGCUGAAAAGUGUAUUGUUAAGCCUGAAAAGGAUCUGGACAAAAUCAGAACUGUUUCAAUUCAGGACUGUUUAAUCAGUCUGUGGUGACAAAGUAAUGGGUGUUAAGCCAGACAAUGGUAUCUUUUAAAACCUUGUGGCCUUCAGGAAGACAAAGGACUUGAAUUUUAUGGAUUUACAACUUCAAUUAGAAUACUGCCAUUGUGAACUGAAGAUUAUCAAAUCAGUAUCAUAAAAACCUUUCCCAAUAAAUGAUUUCUGGGGAAGUAGCCCUGACCUUGUAAGACGUGCAUUAGAACCUGACUGAUUGAUUAAAAUAUGUAAGCUGGGGGAGGGGAGGAAACAUUUCCUGAAAAAAAUAGUUACCCAAGUGAUCUUGUCCUUCCUUCAUACUUUUCAUCUUCCAGAAAUAGGUUAUUUUCUCCUUUCAUAGGUACAAAAGUUUGCAGUUUUUUUCUGCUAUUAUAAAUAUGUUCCAUCAUUUUCCCUGGAAGGUCACUAGAAUAAUUAGUCACCCCCCCUCCCCAGCUCUUCUUGAUCCCUUUAUUCUAUGAAAAUCAUCCAUCCUUUCUCCUAUCUUUUCUUUUCCUUGAAUUCCUGGGAAAUUUGGACUUAAGGACAGUUUAAUGUAUGUUUAUUAAAAACAUGAACAAGAUGGCUGAAGGAUUCAGAGAACAGAGGAAAGUACCUCUUCCCACAAAGAGGGCUUACUGAUGAAAUAGUUAUUCAUUUAAUAAACAUUUAUUAACCACUA